AUGAUCCGGCGCGUCUCCUAUGCGCUUUGCGCGCUGGCUCUCAGCUCCUGGGCCACUGCAGCCCCGCAGCUGAAUGCUCGCGCUACAGGCAGUGUCGACUCCUGGUUCGCAUCUGAGACCACGGUCGCCCUCGAUGGCAUUCUUGCCAACAUCGGGGCGGAUGGAGAGUUCUCCAAGAGUGCUAAGUCUGGCAUCGUUAUUGCUAGUCCAAGCACUGACAACCCGGACUAUUACUACACCUGGACCCGCGAUUCGGCUUUGACCAUGAAGAUUCUUGUUGAUCUCUUCGUCAACGGCGAAUCGAGUCUCCAGACGGUGAUCGAGGAGUAUAUCAAUUCCCAGGCUUACCUGCAGACGGUUUCCAACCCGUCUGGUUCUCUCUCGGGCGGAGCAGGUCUUGGAGAACCGAAAUUCAAUGUGGACGAGACGGCGUACACUGGCAGCUGGGGUCGUCCACAGCGGGAUGGACCUGCGUUGCGAGCGACCGCUCUGAUUGGCUUUGGUAACUGGCUGAUUAACAAUGGCUACUCCACCUACGCGACGAACAUCAUUUGGCCCAUUGUUCGCAAUGAUCUGUCCUAUGUUGCUCAGUACUGGAACCAGACUGGCUACGAUCUGUGGGAGGAAGUCAAUGGGUCUUCGUUCUUCACUGUUGCGGUCCAACAUCGGGCACUUGUGGAAGGCAGCACCUUUGCUAAGAGUGUUGGCUCGUCUUGCAGCUGGUGCGAUUCUCAGGCUCCGCAAAUCUUGUGCUUCAUGCAGAGCUUCUGGACUGGCUCCUAUAUGCUUGCCAACACCAACAGCGGCCGCAGUGGCAAGGACGCGAACACCGUGCUCGCCAGUAUUCACACUUUUGAUCCCGCCGCAGGCUGCGACGACACGACUUUCCAACCUUGCUCCCCGCGUGCGCUGGCCAACCACAAGGUCUAUACUGACUCUUUCCGCUCGGUUUACUCGCUCAAUUCUGGUAUUGCUGAGGGCACUGCGGUUGCAGUCGGCCGCUACCCUGAGGACUCGUACUACAACGGUAACCCUUGGUUCUUGACCACCCUUGCAGCCGCUGAGCAGCUGUACGAUGCUAUCUAUCAGUGGAACCGUAUUGGGUCCAUCACCAUCACCAGCACGUCACUUGCCUUCUUCCAAGACCUGUACAGCUCCGCGGCGGUUGGAACCUACUCCUCUUCCAGCUCCGCCUUUACCUCCAUCAUCAGCGCUGUCAAGACCUAUGCUGAUGGAUACGUGAGCGUGGCUGAAUCUCACGCUAUGACCAAUGGCUCUCUUUCCGAGCAGUAUGAUAAGACAUACGGCACUCAGCUGUCUGCCCGAGAUUUGACCUGGUCCUAUGCUGCGGUCCUGACGGCCAACUUGCGCCGCAACUCGGUUGUGCCUCCUUCUUGGGGAGAGACGAGCGCGAGCAGUGUCCCCUCUGUCUGCUCUGCCACCUCUGCAACGGGUACCUACAGCACCGCUACCAACACUGCUUGGCCAAGCACGUUGACCAGCGGUAGCGCUGGCACCGGAACCACCACCACUACCACUAAGGCUGGCAGCGGUAGCACUACCACCACCACCACCACUACAAGCAAGACUUCAACAACAACCUCAGCCUGCUCCACGCCCACAAGUGUCGCAGUGACAUUCGAUGUGAUCGCCACCACCACCUACGGAGAGAACGUGUUCAUUUCCGGCUCCAUCUCUCAGUUGGGCAGCUGGGACACCAGCAGUGCAAUUGCAUUGAGCGCCAGCAAGUACACCUCAAGCAACAACUUGUGGUAUGCCACGAUCAGCCUGCCCGCAGGCACUACCUUCCAGUACAAGUAUAUCCGCAAGGAGACAGAUGGGUCCAUUGUUUGGGAGAGUGACCCUAACCGGUCUUAUACCGUUCCCUCGAGCUGUGGAGUGAGCAGUGCCACUGAGAGUGAUACUUGGCGGUAAUCGAGCUUGACGGAGUCUUCGAUUGUGGGGACUAUCAAGCUUGUUCGAAAUAUAUAGCUAUAACAAUGGCG
Aspergillus aculeatinus CBS 121060 is the source of this 2006-nucleotide messenger RNA. Its product is annotated as putative glucan 1,4-alpha-glucosidase. Gene Ontology annotation, cellular component: fungal-type vacuole. Gene Ontology annotation, biological process: polysaccharide catabolic process. NCBI's taxonomy places the organism in Eukaryota, Fungi, Ascomycota, Eurotiomycetes, Eurotiales, Aspergillaceae. Gene Ontology annotation, molecular function: starch binding; glucan 1,4-alpha-glucosidase activity. The transcript is spliced from 5 exons. The coding region runs from base 1 to 1935 and encodes 644 amino acids. The record is from RefSeq and is a predicted model, not a curated record.